Quercus robur (English oak) is the source of this 2838-nucleotide messenger RNA. RefSeq names its product disease resistance protein RUN1-like. Gene Ontology annotation, biological process: signal transduction; defense response. NCBI's taxonomy places the organism in Eukaryota, Viridiplantae, Streptophyta, Magnoliopsida, Fagales, Fagaceae. Bases 1 to 2838 code for a protein of 945 amino acids. The transcript is spliced from 4 exons. The record is from RefSeq and is a predicted model, not a curated record. Gene Ontology annotation, molecular function: ADP binding.
AUGGCUUUAAUGGUCACAGAAACCGCCUCGUCAUGUUUCCCAAGUUCUUCUUCUUCCCCUGCUGUUGGACGGAAGUAUGACGUCUUCCUCAGUUUCAUAGGCGAGGACACCCACAACAAGUUUAUGGGUCAUCUACAUGAUGCUUUGAUUCAAAAAGGCAUUAUCAUCUUUAAAGACAACGAAAAUCUUGAGAGAGGAAAGCCCAUUUCACCAAAGCUGUUGAAAGCAAUAAAAGAAUCAAAAUUUGCUAUUGUCAUUCUCUCAGAAAACUAUGCAUCUUCAACUUGGUGCUUAGAUGAACUUGCAAAGAUCACUGCUUGCAAGAAAGAUAUGGGAAUGACAGUUUUGCCUGUUUUUCACUAUAUUGAUCCAUCUGAUGUAUGUAAACAAAUGGGAACUUUUGCACAUGCAUUUGGUAAACAUGAAGAAAAGGAGAACAAAGAGAGGGUGGAGAAAUGGAGAGAUGCUUUGACACAAGUAGGCAACCUCUCCGGAUGGCAUUUAAGGAAUAUUAGGCCUGAGUCCCAAGAUAUCCAAGAAAUAGUGGGAUGGAUAUCGCUUAACUUGAAAUAUGAUGCAUUUCCAUAUACUACCAAGGACCUAGUAGGAAUAUACUCUCAAGUGGUGGAAUUAGAGUCAUGUUUAGCUCUAGAAUCAAACAAUGUUCGCUUUGUAGGAAUUUGGGCUAUGGGGGGAAUGGGCAAGACAACCCUUGCUAGAGUUGUUUAUCGCAUGGUUUCUAAAAAAUUUGAAGCUCGUGGUUUUAUUGAGGAUGUUAGAGAAAAGUUUGAAAAAUAUGGUUGUGUUCCACUACAACAAAAAAUUAUUAAGGACGUUUUGAAGGAUAAUGAUUUGAAAAUAGAAGAGGCGUAUGAUGGAGUUCUCAAGAUCAAGAAUAGGUUAUGUCGUAAAAGGAUUCUUCUUGUUCUUGAUGACGUAAACAAACUGGAACAAUUAAAACUGUUAGUUGGGGAGCAUAAUUGGUUUGGAUCGGGUAGUAGAAUUAUCAUAACAACAAGAAAUGCACAUUUGUUGGAGGAACAUCAAGUAGAUGAAAUAUAUGAAGUUAAAGGAUUGAAUGAUGAAAAUGCUCUUCAAAUUUUUUGCUCGAAGGCUUUUAAAGAAAAGCAUGUCCUUGAAGAUUAUAGAGAAUUGUCUUUCCAUUUUUUGAAUUAUGCUGGUGGCCUUCCUUUAGCUCUUGAGGUUUUGGGUUCCUUUUUGUUUGGAAAAAGUAUUGUUGAAUGGAAAAUUGCAUUAGAGAGACUCAAAGAAUUUCCUGAAGAAGCAAUUCUCCGCGUGCUUGAAAUAAGUUUUAAUGGACUCCAAAAAUCACAAAAGGAAAUAUUCUUGCAUAUUGCAUGCUUUUUUAAUCAUCAAGAUAAAGAUGAGGUAGUAGAAAUACUUGAUAUUCUUGGCCUUUACCUUGGUAUUGGAUUGAAGGACAUUGAUAAUUCUCUCUUGAAAAUUAUGGAUAAUGAUAUAGUGUGGAUGCAUGAUUUACUCGAAGAAAUGGGAAGGAAAAUAGUCUUUCAAGAGUGCCCUGAUAAUCCUGGGAAGCGUAGUAGAUUAUGGGGGAUAGAAGCACUUAAAGCCAUGGAUAUUUCGACUACUUAUAAUGAACCAAAAGAUGCAAGGUGGAACCCUGAGGCCUUUUUGAAGAUGGAAAAUCUUAAAUUUCUUAGAAUUUUUGGCUUUCUCCAUGUCCCCUCACAUCUUCCUAAUGAUUUAAGAAUUCUUGAUUGGACUUUGUAUCCUUCAAAAUCUUUGCCAUCAAGUUUCCAGCUAGAUAAGCUUGUUCAACUUUGUUUGCGACAAAGCAAAAUUGAACGGCUUUGGAUAGGGGUAAAGAAUUUUGACAAGUUGAAGUUCAUUGACUUGACAGUUUCCUUGGACCUCAUUAUAACUCCAGACUUCACUGGAGUCUCAAAUCUUGAGAAAUUAGUUCUUGAAUAUUGUACAAAUUUAUGUGAGCUUCACCCAUCCAUUGGAAUUCUUAAAAAACUUGUUCUUCUUAAUCUACAAUAUUGUAAAACACUAAGGCGUCUUCCAAGCACAUUUGAAGUGGGUUCUCUUGUGACUCUUAACCUUUCUGGUUGCUCCAAUCUCAAGAAACUUCCACAAUUUGUGGGAAACCUGAAAUGCUUACAAAAGCUUUUUUUGGAUAUCAUUGCUAUUAUGAAACUACCUUCAUCAGUUGGAGGCUUGAUUAGCCUGACUUCAUUGACCCUUAGCGAUUGCAAAAAUCUUUGGCGCCUUCCUAACACCAUUUUUAAUUUGAAAUCGCUUGAAUCUCUGGAUCUUUCUUGGUGCUCAACAUUUGAAUACUUGCCAAAGAACCUAGGGAAUGUCGAAGGUCUAAAGACACUUGAUUUGAGUGGAAUAGCUAUAGAAGAGUUGCCUUUACCAAUUGAAGGUUUGGUAAACCUUACUUUAUUGACUCUCGUAAAUUGUGAAAAACUUGUGUAUCUUCCUAGCGCCAUUUCUAGUUUGAAAUCGCUUGAAUCUCUUGAACUUUCUGGAUGCUUAGAAUUUGAAUACUUGCCAGAGAACCUAGGGAGUGUCAUAGGUCUAAAGGAGCUUAAGUUGAGUGGAACAUCUAUUAAAGAUCUGACUUCAUCAAUUGAACAUUUGACAAACCUUACUUUAUUGACCCUAAGAGAUUGCAAAAAUCUUGUUUGUCUUCCUAAUACCUUUUGGUGUUUAAAGUUGGGCAAUUCUCUAGAUCUCGCUGGAUGCACAAAAAUUGAAAAAUUGCCAGGGAACCUAGGGAAUGUCGAAGGCCUAGAGAAGCUUGAUUUUGAGUGGAACAGCUAUAAAAGAGCUGCCUUCAUCAAUUGA